This is a messenger RNA of Oncorhynchus keta (chum salmon), 1722 nucleotides long. RefSeq names its product glycogenin-1-like. The transcript has 7 exons. The record is from RefSeq and is a predicted model, not a curated record. Gene Ontology annotation, molecular function: glycosyltransferase activity. Gene Ontology annotation, cellular component: cytoplasm. The coding region runs from base 163 to 1167 and encodes 334 amino acids. Lineage: Eukaryota; Metazoa; Chordata; Actinopteri; Salmoniformes; Salmonidae.
GCCCUGUCACGGAUCACAUGACGCGAAUAUGGCCUCCUGACUUGAUUUCGUCCUCUUUACAGCUGUGUCUUCUAGCUCUAUGUUGCCACCGAAAAACUCCCGUUUUUCAUCGAAUCUAGCACUCCAGACCCUCCGAGCUACGGCCACACUGAAUAACUGACCAUGGCGGACCAAGCAUAUGUGACUCUGGCCACAAAUGACAACUAUGCCAAAGGAGCGAUGGUUCUGGGGAGGUCGCUACGCAACCAUAACACAACCAAACAACUGGUGGUUCUGAUUGGACCUCACGUAGCAGAGCCCUGCAGGGCCAUGCUGAGUAGCAUCUAUGACGAGGUGUGUGUGGUGGAUAUCUUGGACUCUGGUGACACGGCCCACCUGGCCCUGAUGAAGAGACCAGACCUCGGAGUGACCUUCACCAAGCUGCACUGCUGGACACUCACACACUACACCAAGUGUGUGUUUAUGGAUGCAGACACACUGGUGUUGUCCAACAUCGAUGAGCUGUUUGAGAGGGAGGAGUUAUCUGCUGCGCCUGAUCCGGGUUGGCCAGAUUGUUUCAACUCGGGCGUGUUCGUCUUUAAACCGUCCAAUGAAACAUACCGCAGCCUUAUGACACACUGCACUGAGAACGGCAGCUUUGACGGUGGUGACCAAGGAGUUCUGAACAGUUUCUUCAAUACCUGGUCAACAGCAGACAUUUCCAAACACCUGCCUUUUAUCUACAACCUCAGCAGCAUCGCUAUAUACACCUAUCUACCAGCCUUCAAACAGUACGGUCAUGAGGCUAAGGUGGUCCACUUCCUGGGGAAGGUGAAGCCAUGGAACUACUCCUAUGACACUCAGACUGGGAAGGUCAAAGGUCACACCCUCACACCUGGCUCGGGUGACCUGCACCCUGACUUCCUGGUUCAGUGGUGGAACCUCUACUCCUCUGGGGUCCUACCUGCUCUCAGAGACUCAUAUGGAGACACACUGUUCUGCUCCGGCUGCACUGAGGAGGAGGUCUGUGACAGUGUGGUUGAGAUCAUCCUCCCCCCGCCUCCCCCUCAGGCGCCCCAGGUGUCCAGUGAGGAGAGGAGGCAGCGAUGGGAGGCGGGCCAGGCAGACUACAUGGGAGCCGACUCCUUCGAAAGCAUCCAGAGGAAACUAGACUGCUUCCUCAAGUAGAGGGCCAGAGGGAUGACGGACGGAGAGGGCAUCCAUUGGCAGGCCUGAGAUGCGUCAGUCAGGGCGGGGCUCAACUGGCAUUCGACCAAUCAGAAGAGAAAGCGGUAGAGCAUGACGUAUUGAAAAGUCACAUCCUGGGCCUCUCUCUCUCUCUCUCUCUCUGUUUUUCUCUCUGUGUGUGUGUUCGUGCUUCUGUGUGUGGCCUGGUUCUGCAGAAAAAACCCCUGCAGAGACUGGUCCAUUCAGUGUUUGAACACCAGUUUACUACACUAUGCAGCCCCCAUACCACCACCUCAGUGCAAAAGCCUUGGUCAGUAAGUAAUGACUCAGUAAUAACCUCACUGUGACUCUGCCUCACCAAGUCCCAUCCAGACCCCAUGACUCUAACAGCUCUAACCCAGUUACUCAGUCAAACAUGAUAAUGACGGGCAGUCGUGCUUUUACUCUUUAAAGUAUUCAGAGAUGGGUCGGUAUGAAGUAUUUCCCUCUAUAAAAUGGAAGAACUGUUAUUUUGUUUAUUAAAGUUUGCAUCCCAGUGGUUAUUUCUGCUCUCCA